GAGUGGGUUUUGUACUUGCCAGCUUGGACGACCCCUCCAUGACUUGCGUUUUGCGGGGCAUGAACAUCGUCUUAUCGCUCUAUUUGCAUUGGGUAUUAUGAAUUACUGCUAUGACUUGCACUUUUGACUCUCCUCGCCGCGGGCACGACAACCCUGCCUUUCGCUUUAUCUGCUGACACACCGACUCACUCGCUGUCCAAGUGCCCGGGAUUGUGCACGUGAGUCAACCGUUUCCCGCAAUCUGCAGAUUUUUCUCACUGGUCUCGAACCUAAUUACUGGUCACCAUGGUGUUGACGGUCUACGGAAUGCGGCUCUCACAGCCUUCUCGCAGUGUCAUCGUGUUCUGUAAGGUUGCUAAGAUUCCCUUCACGGAGAAAACGGUCGACUUGAUGACAGGUGAAAAUCAAACAAAAGCUUAUCUGGAGAUUAAUCCCAUGGGGGCGGUGCCGUGCAUCGUGGACGAUGGAUUCAAGCUGUCAGAGUGUAUGACGAUUUUGAAGUAUUUAGCUGGUAAAAACAAAGUAGCCGAUCACUGGUACCCGGCAGACUUGAAGGUGCGGGCCAAAGUCGACCAGUAUCUGGACUGGCAUCACACUGGUCUGCGCAAACAGGGCGUUGACGUUUUUGUCGGCAUGAUCUUUACGCCUAUGGGUGGACAGCCUAUCGAUGAAGACAAACUGGCCAAAGAUUUUGAGGCUUUCGACAAGGCCCUGGGAACUAUUGAGAAGGUGUUUCUUGGAGACAAGCAGUUCCUUGCUUCAGAUAAAAUCAGCAUUGCCGAUAUAUGCUGCUUGUCAGAGAUCAUGCAAAUCAUCCCGAUCCAGCGGACCGAUCUUUUGGCCAAGUACCCGAAGCUGGCCGCCUGGAAGGAGAGAACAAUCAAGCAGCUGAAACCUGCCUACGACGAGGUUUUUAAGCUCCUCUUCGAUUUUACAGCCCAACAGCUGAAGAAGUAAUUCAGUCAAGAAAGUACAGUAAACCUCGGAUAAGGCAGAUUCUUAGUCGGAUUUUUGCUUACCUCAGAUAAAAUCGCUUGGAACAUUUCACUUCUCAAGUGGUUCUUAAUAAAAUUCCUUGCCUAAGUCGGAUCGCGAAAGUUGGACUUUCGCUUUUGUCAGACAAAUCAACCCGGAUCAUUUAUUAAAAUACUGUGUGUUUUCCUUCUUUUAAAUCGGAUUGACCAAAAAAAGAUUUUCGUACAUUUAGUCAUUCUAGUAAACAAAGGGAUAUGGGGAAUUUUCGGUAUUUUCCUGUCCAAAUCAAUCAUUUUCGUGCUAGUUCCACUGGGUUUUCACAGCAGAGGUAUCUGCAACAGGCCUUUUAUCGUACUUUUUAAAGUUCGCGUAUCAGCCUAUAACCUUGGCUUGAGCUCCGUCUCUUGCUCCGCUCCCAUUGCUAUACAGCAUGAGUGAACUUGAUUUCCGGCUGGAAAAACGUUUAUUUGCCCACGUGAUCACAGACUGCAUCUUUACUGGAUAAGGUGGCUAGGGUAAGUACAGCUAGCUGAGCAAAGCUACCGAAGUACAUGUACAUGUACACGUACAUGGUGAUGGCCUGAGGAAAGUAUUAACUUGUACGGUACGGGUACUAGCCUGUGAUCAAGGCGCCCACGGCGAAAUGGAUAGCCAAGACCACACGACGAACUGCAUGCAAGCCCGAAAAUAACCAUGCAUGCGCUUUUUUUCCAGUGGUUUAUCUGAAUUAUUCAAUUGCUAAUGAGUUAUGAAUUAUUCAUAUUUCUCUGAACCAUUCAAUUUGUCGAUCGGAAUCCCAAGCUUCGGUGCUGCAUAUUGUAGGCAAUUCUGAAAGAGAUUGUUGUCUACUAGAGCUUACGGCUCUGCCGGAAAGGACGCGGUGUUGAAUACGCGCGCCAUUGUAAUGAUGAAUAAUUUAUUUCAUGCGCGACAGAGGCGAUCCUUUUGAUUGGUGGAGACUUAUGCAUACGCAUAUAUCGUGUCUGCUACUGAAACGGUAGCAAAUGUAAAUAAAACAUAAGCUACGUGGGGCAGAACUCCACAUGCGCGCGGGCCGUGCGUACGGUUCGUCGUGUAGUCUUUCUUCGUGCGUUGGUUUGGUGCUUAAACUAGUCUCCUCCAGCUCCUCGCUCUUGAGCGACUAAUCCAUUUCGCCGCGGGCGCCUUGAUCAAAGGCUAUACGGUAAAGACUCGUGUGGCUCAAUCAGUGAAACAUGCUGUGAGUUUCUUCUGUACAUUAUAUGAAAGGUGGAAAUGAAAUGAUGUCUGACGUUAGAAACACUGUGAUAUUACUUUAUUUCAUAUUUUUGUGGGCUGUGUGGCCGUUAUAAUGGCUGACGAUGACUGUGUAAUGAAUUUCGUCUUCUUUGACUAAGUCCGGUGAAAUCGGUCGUUCUCAUUUGAUCCGACUUAUCCGAGGUUUACUGUAUAUACACUAAUGUUCUUGCAUAAAAAUCUUUUCAUUGUUUGAACUUCUUUAUAGUAAAAUAUUAAUCUACAAUGAAGCAGUAACUACCAUAAGAAAAACACGUUUUUAUAAGAAUAAAAGCGAAUGUGUGUCAGAGCCCUGAAAACAUACACAACGAACAGACACGAUACAGACUUAUAUAUUACAUCUUUUACUGAUAUUAAGUUACCUGCAUGUACUCAAAUCUGGACUUGUAUAAUUCAGACUACGAGUUUACGUGAAAGCUGUGUGCCAAAUCAUCGCUUAACAUAUCGAUGGCUCCGGAGUCUUAGAGCAGCUCUUCAGUGCCAAAACAUGGUCACUUUAGUUUUUGUCCUUGUAGGGUAAGAUAGGCUGGAUGAAUAUAGUUUAGAAAACCUAUUUACUAACAGACAUAUUAUUGAGUGGCAGCAAAGUAAAUGGUUCUGGCUGAAGUCCAGAAAUCGAA
Acanthaster planci (crown-of-thorns starfish) is the source of this 2870-nucleotide messenger RNA. RefSeq lists its product as uncharacterized. The record is from RefSeq and is a predicted model, not a curated record. NCBI's taxonomy places the organism in Eukaryota, Metazoa, Echinodermata, Asteroidea, Valvatida, Acanthasteridae.